AGUAGCCCUGUUUAUAGACUCCAAACAUUUGAAUGCCAGUGGGAUCGGGGCCAGUACAUACUUACUUAGCCUGAAUAUCCCAGUACUCUCACAGCAUCAAGCAUCCCGUCGUCAUCGUCAGGCCCCUGUCUUCCGUCUUGCACACCAUGGCCUCUCUGGGUGAAAUAUUCUGGUUCCUCCUCGAUCCAUGGCUCUUUAUGUCCCAAGCUCUCCUAGUCCUCCCGUCCACAAUCCUCCACCUCGUCCGCCAGGGCCAGUUCACCACUCUGUUCUCCCCGUCCAAGCUCCAGUCAGCCUGGUUCAGCACCUUCUGGGCGACAGCCGGCCCCGGCGUCCGGGAGACGGGCGAGGCGCGCGUGAUCCCCCUGCUCGAGGGCCACGUCGCCAAGGGGAACGUCGUUACGGAGCGGCAGCACGAGAGCAUCAGCGGGACGGUGAUCGAGGUGGGGCCGGGCACCGGGAUGUGGGUGUCGGUGUUCUCGAAGCUGCACACCGCGGGGAAUGGAAUCACCAGGAUCUAUGGUGUUGAACCUAACACGGGCGUCCAUGCCGCGCUGCGCGAGAAUGCCGCUGCUGCGGGCCUGCAGGACACGUACCAGGUUGUGCCCCACGGAAUCGAGGACCUGGCCAAGUCUGGGAGCGUGCCCAAGGAGAGCGUCGAUUGCAUCGUGUCAAUAUUGUGCCUCUGCAGUAUUCCUGAUCCUGAACAAAAUAUCAAGGAGCUGUUUGGAUAUCUGAAGCCUGGCGGCAGGUGGUACGUGUAUGAACAUGUCCGGUGUGAGAGCGAGAGGAUGAGGGAGUGUGGCUUGUUUAUGCGGGUGUACCAAGCCCUUGUAAACAUCUUCUGGCCAACUGUAAUAGGCGGCUGCGAGCUGUGCCGGAACACGCCAAGGAUGCUCAGAGAAGCCGGCCCGUGGACAAAGAUCGACCUCGAGCAGCCCGGUGGCGAGCCAUGGUAUCACCCGCUCCCUCAUAUUCUGGGCGUUUUAACAAAAUGAGAUUCUCCUGCACCUAGGCCGCUCAUAGUGCGGUGCCCAAGGCUAGUAGCCGCAUGCCAGAGGCUCGGCUCUGUGAUGGCCUCGCGGAGGGCAUCAGACGACGGCCUGGCUGUUCGUUGCGGUCUCAUGAUGGCCCUCGCUUGCCAGGUUUCCGAGGUUGGCCGUCAGUUUUUGCAUGCGGCCGGCUUUUGUAUCGACUGUCAAAACUCGAGUCGAAGAUGGAAAUUGUGCCAAAAAGGCCCGUGUCUGGGACCGAGGAGGAAUGGUUCCAUGCUGGAGGAAGGACCUUUUCGAAUGUCAAAUGGUACGCGGUAAUUCACGGACUUGGACGUUGC
This is a messenger RNA of Diaporthe batatas, 1333 nucleotides long. RefSeq lists its product as uncharacterized. Lineage: Eukaryota; Fungi; Ascomycota; Sordariomycetes; Diaporthales; Diaporthaceae. The transcript is spliced from 2 exons. Bases 147 to 998 code for a protein of 283 amino acids. The record is from RefSeq and is a predicted model, not a curated record.